CAAUGAGAGUGGCUUUGACAAGGACAUGCAGGUGCACUGUUCCUGGAUCUCCUCUUGGGAGCCUGGAGGGAGCGCGUCCCUGCCCAGCGCAGUGACCUUUGCCUGUCUAAGCCCUGGUUAAUUUUUGCCCAGUCUGCAGGCUGUGGGGCUCCUCCCCUCCAGAAUAUAAGCCUGGCCCCAGGCUGCCCUGUCCCCUGCCUGCCCGGAGCCUCCCGAGCCCGUGCCCACCCUCGCCAUGGCCCAGGGCUUCUACAUUUCCAAGCCCCUAGGCAUCCUGGGCAUCAUCCUGGGCCUGGGGGCCGUGAGCACCAUCAUUGCCCUGUCUGUGGUGUACUCCCAGGAGAAGAACAAGAACUCUGCCCAGACCCCCACAAGCCCCUCCACCACUGUGGCCCCCACGUUGGACCCGAGCAAGCCAUGGAACCGAUACCGCCUCCCCCAGUCGCUGGAGCCCGAGUCCUACCAGGUGACACUCAGGCCCUACCUCACCCUCAACAAGGACGGUCUGUACAUCUUCGAGGGCCAGAGCACUGUCCGCUUCAUGUGCAAGGAGCCCACUGAUGUCAUCAUCAUCCACAGCAAGAAGCUCAACUACACUAAGACCCCAGAGAACCACAUGGUGUCCCUGCGGGGUGUGGGGAAUACCCCGGUCCCUGUCAUCGACAGGACCGAGCUGGUAGAGGCCACCGAGUACCUGGUGGUACACCUGAAGGGCCAGCUGCAGAAGGACAGCCUGUACGAGAUGGACAGUAAGUUCCAGGGCGAACUGGCUGAUGACCUGGCUGGCUUCUACCGCAGCGAGUACAUGGAUGGCACCAACAAAAAGGUGCUGGCUACGACCCAGAUGCAGUCUGCAGAUGCCCGGAAGUCCUUCCCGUGCUUUGAUGAGCCGGCCAUGAAGGCCCGGUUUAACAUCACCCUCAUCCACCCCAGUAACCUCGUAGCCCUGUCCAACAUGCUGCCCAAAGGACCCAGCACCCCACUUCCGGAUGACCGCACCUGGAGUAAAACUGAGUUCCACACGACCCCUGUCAUGUCCACAUACCUGCUGGCCUACAUCGUCAGCGAGUUCACGUCUGUGGAGCGCGAGGAGCUGAUGGCACCCAACAAUGUCCUGAUCCGGAUCUGGGCCCGGCCCAGCGCAACCGCAGCCGGGCACAGCGAUUACGCCCUGAAUGUGACCGGCCGCAUCCUGAAGUUCUUCGCCAGUCAUUACGACACACCCUACCCCCUUGAAAAAUCUGACCAGAUCGGCUUGCCUGACUUCAACGCCGGUGCCAUGGAGAACUGGGGGCUGGUGACCUACCGGGAGAACUCCCUGCUGUUUGACCCCCAGUUCUCCUCCAGCAGCAACAAGGAGCGGGUGGUCACUGUGAUCGCUCAUGAGCUGGCCCACCAGUGGUUUGGGAACCUGGUGACCGUGGCCUGGUGGAACGACCUGUGGCUGAACGAGGGCUUCGCCUCCUAUGUGGAGUACCUGGGUGCGGACCACGCGGAGCCCACGUGGAACCUGAAAGACCUCAUAGUGCAGAACGAGCUGUACCGUGUGAUGGCCGUGGAUGCCCUGACCUCCUCCCACCCGCUGACCACCCCCGCCCAGGAGGUCAACACGCCGGCCCAGAUCAGUGAGAUGUUCGACUCCAUCUCCUAUAGCAAGGGAGCCUCUGUCCUCAGGAUGCUCUCCAGCUUCCUGACUGAGGACCUGUUCAAGAAGGGCCUGGCGUCCUAUCUCCAUGCCUUUGCCUAUAAAAGUGCCACCUACCAGGACCUGUGGUUGCACCUGCAAAAGGCUGUGGACAACCAGACAUCCGUCACGCUGCCCAAAAGUGUGAGCACCAUCAUGGACCGCUGGAUCCUGCAGAUGGGCUUCCCCGUCAUCACCGUGGACACCAAGACAGGGAGCAUCACCCAGAAGCACUUCCUUCUGGGCUCCGACACCGGAGCUGCCCCCCCCUCACAGUUCAACUACCAGUGGAUCGUUCACAUCUCAUCUAUGAAACACGGUGCCGUGCAGAAGGACUACUGGCUGGAGGAAGCCACAAAAACCGAGGAACUGUUCAAAACCAGAGCCGAUGAAUGGGUCCUGCUGAACAUCAACGUGACGGGCUAUUACCAGGUGAACUACGAUGAAGACAACUGGAGGAAGAUUCAGGGUCAGCUGCGGAAUAACCUGUCGGUCAUCCCUGUCAUCAAUCGGGCACAGGUCAUCCACGAUGCCUUCGACCUGGCCAGUGCCCACAUGGUCCCUGUUACCCUGGCGCUGAACAACACCCUCUUCCUGAUCAACGAGAAAGAAUACCUGCCCUGGGAGGCCGCCCUGAGCAGCCUGAGCUACUUCAAGUACAUGUUGGACCGCUCCGAGGCCGAGUAUGCCUCCAUGCAGAAUUACCUGAAGAAGCAGGUCACGCCCCUCUUCACUCAUUUUGAAAAUGUCACCAAGAACUGGACUGUGCGCCCAGACAACCUGAUGGACCAGUACAAUGAGGUCAACGCCAUCAGCACCGCCUGCUCCAGUGGGCUUGACGCAUGCCAGGUCAUGGUGUCGAACCUUUUCGCCCAGUGGAUGAAGACCCCCAACAAUAACCCGAUCCACCCCAACCUGCGGUCCACCGUCUACUGCAACGCUAUCGCCCAGGGUGGCGAGAAGGAGUGGGACUUCGCCUGGGAACAAUUCCGGAACGCCACACUAGUGAACGAAGCUGACAAGCUCCGAGCGGCCCUGGCCUGCAGCAAGAAGUCCUGGAUCCUGGCCAGGUACCUGAGUCGCACCCUGGACCCUAACCUCAUCCGGAAGCAGGAUGCCACCUCCACCAUCAGCAGCAUUGCCAGCAACGUCAUGGGGCAGUCUCUGGCUUGGAAUUUCGUCCAGGCCAACUGGAACAAGCUCUUUGAAGAUUACGGUGGUGGCUCCUUCUCCUUCUCCAACCUCAUCCUGGCCAUCACUCGGCGAUUCUCUACCCAGGAAGAGCUGCAGGAGCUGGAGCGGUUCAAGGAGAACAACUCGGGCACAGGCUUCGGCUCAGCCACCCGGGCUCUGGAGCAAGCCCUGGAGAAGACCAAAGCCAACAUCAAGUGGGUGAAGGAAAACAAGGAAGCGGUGUACAACUGGUUCACAGAGAACAGCCGAUAGUCUCCGCUCUGUGCCGCCACCUGGCCCGCAUGUGAGAUGACCCUGGGCAUCUGUCCCUGUGGCCCACUGCGGGGCCCCCAUUCCCCGACUAAUUCCUAGGCCAUGAUCUCUCCACUCUGCAUGUGGGGCCAGCCCAGCUCCUGAUGGCCAGACUGUCCAAGCACCUCCCAGCCCCUGCCCCUCGUGCCAAUAGCACCCAGGGCCCUGGGGCUGAUCUCAGGGAAGCCCAGCUCUAGGGCCAGAGGAGCAGGAGCCCUCAGUGGACUGUGCACAGCCUUGGGGAGCUGCCCUGCACCCUCUCUUGCCUUCCCAUGAAGACCCUGAACCUGGGGACUCAACAGGGUACCAGAUCUGUAUAUUUUUUUCUAAGAG
This is a messenger RNA of Pteronotus mesoamericanus, 3502 nucleotides long. It is a transcript of the gene ANPEP, whose product is annotated as alanyl aminopeptidase, membrane. Gene Ontology annotation, biological process: proteolysis; peptide catabolic process. Gene Ontology annotation, molecular function: peptide binding; metalloaminopeptidase activity; zinc ion binding. Gene Ontology annotation, cellular component: cytoplasm; plasma membrane. The transcript has 21 exons. The coding region runs from base 236 to 3130 and encodes 964 amino acids. NCBI's taxonomy places the organism in Eukaryota, Metazoa, Chordata, Mammalia, Chiroptera, Mormoopidae. The record is from RefSeq and is a predicted model, not a curated record.